AGGUGCUGAGAUGCAUUCACAAUCUGAACGACGACCCUGCUGUUCAUGGGUUUAUAGUACAAUUGCCUUUGGAUACCAACAAGCCCAUCAACACGGAGAAAGUUACCAAUUCUGUGGCACCUGAAAAGGAUGUGGACGGGUAAGCUUGCGGAAGGGUCAAAGGUCUGCCUUAGAGCCUCUGACUUGUAGGCAAGGUCCCGGGUUCAAUCCCUGGCAAUUUCCAGGGAAAUAGGAAUGUCCUCUGUCUGGAAUCCCGGAGAGCUGCCUGGAGAUGAGACUGAAGUGAGAAGGUUUACUUUCUUCUUUGGCGAUCACUCGUAGCCGAGUAAGAUUGUCUUCCAUAAUCACGGUUUUAAAAGUGAGUCUGUAAGUGACUGUGGAGGCCAAUUCUGGAUCCACACGUCCUUCCACAGUGGGGACAUAGGUUUCCGGGCGGGAGUUGAUCACGGUGAGGGUUUGCCAAGCGUGCCUUCCUCUUAGCACGUUUCUCCCUUUCGUCCUGAGUUCGAGUGUCUUCAAAGCCCAUGACACCUUUGGGAAAGGCAGUUCUCCAAUUGGAGUACCCGCAGACAAGUGUUUCCCAGUUCUCAGUGUUUAUACUACAGUGGUACCUCGGGUUGCAUACGCUUCAGGUUACAGACCCCGCUAACCCAGAAAUAGUACCUCAGGUUAAGAACUUUGCUUCAGUGUGAGAACAGAAAUUGUGCAGCGGCAGCGGGAGGCCCCAUUAGCUAAAGUGGUACCUCAGGUUAAGAACAGUUUCAGAUUAAGAACAGACCUCCGGCACAAAUUAAGUUCUUAACCCGAGGUACCACUGUCCUUUUUUCCCCUUCAGAUUUGCCUUGAGAGAGUCUUUGAACCUCUUUUGUUGACCACCAGCAUUACACUUUCCAUUUUUAUGUUCAGAAUAGAGUAGUUGCUUUGGAAGACGUUAAACAGGUAUCUGCACAACAUGACGAGUCCAACAAAGUUGGUGUUGAAGAAUCAGUGCUUUGACACUGGUGAUCUUUGCUUCUGAAGUGAGAUCUUUGCUACUGGUGAUGUUUGCUACUGAAUUGAGAAGGUUUUGGGCCUUUAUCAUCACAUGCAUACCAUAUAUGGCAAAGGGAUUUCAGUCCAGAACCAGAUGCUUGUACCUUCUGGAACAGAUAACAUUUGCAUCUCGCCCUCCCCCCUUUAUUUAUUUCCAGAGGAGGUUGCGCUUCAGUCUGCCCCAGACUUAGAACGAGGGAAUAGAAUUCCAGCCAGCUUUUUCCUUCCUCAGAGACCACUGACCACUGCUGCUUUGUUCUCGCCUUUUCAGCUUGAGCAGUAUUAAUGCAGGGAAGCUCUCGCGGGGCGACCUCGGAGACUGUUUCAUCCCCUGCACGCCGAAAGGAUGCAUGGAGCUCAUCAGGCAGACAGGUGAGCAAGGAAAAGCCACGUGGCCUCUUGCCUUAGUAAAAAUGCUACUGUGAAAGAGGUCCAGGAAGAAUUAAGGCCCCGGUGUGUCUUGCUGUACUAGGGACAAAAUAUUAAGAAAAAGGGCUAAAAUGUACAAAACAAGAACUAAUGAGUGCUGGAAAUCAUCAGGAGAGGAAAGGUAUCUUCUACCACAUGUGGUGGACUUGCAAAGAGGUAAAGGCUUUCUGGGAAAUGGUAUAUAUUGAGUUAAAGAAAAUGUUUAAAAAGACUUCUGUUAAAAAACCAGAAGCCUUUUUACUGGGUAUAGCGGGUGAAGAGAUUCCGAGGGAAGAUAAAAGACUGUUUAUCUAUGCAACAACUGCGGCAAGAAUUAUUUUAGCCCAAAAACAAAAAUGGAAAUAACAAGAAGUACCAAUGAAAGAAGAGUGGCAGAUGAAGAUGAUGGACUUUGCAGAACUGGCGAAGCUGACAGGAAAAAUCCAAAACCAGCGCAAUCAAGUAUUCCAAAGGGAUUGGAGUAAAUUUAUACGAUAUCUGAAAGAUUAUUGUAAGCAAUUAACAUCACUAGCAGGGCUGUUUGAAGACUUGUAAUGAGAGAUUUUCCGUCUUUCUAUAUUUAUGUAAAUUUUGAGCCAUUCUGUAAUGAGCGUAAUUAGAAUUGGAAAACGUAUAUUUGCAAUGAUAUAAAGGUUGAUUUUGAAAGCCAUGAGGCGGGAGGGAAGGAAGUCGAUAGGCUCUCUAGAGCCAGGGCGAUAUUGUGGAUGAUGAUGAUGUGAUUGUAUAAUAUUAAAUGGAAAAUAAAUAAAAAUUGUAUUUAUAAAAAAGAUUAGGAGAAAGAUGCCACCGUGCCUGUGGGGAAGCAAAGUGGCUCAGCGGUGUAGCUUCUGCUUUUUUCAUGCAGUGGAAUCCCACAAGCCCUAGAGGCUGAAAUACGUCAUUACCACGGCUCGGAAUUUAGGCAAAACUAAGUUGUGUGUUCUGUGUUUCAGGUGUUCAGGUGGCUGGGAAAAGAGCCGUGGUGAUUGGUCGCAGCAAGAUAGUUGGUGCUCCAAUGCACGACCUCCUGCUCUGGAACCACGCGACUGUGACGACAUGCCACUCCAAGACUGCGUCCCUGGCUGAGGAGGUAAGGCUGGGAGGUGGGCGGGGUAUAAAUAAUAAAUUAUUAUUAUUAUUAUUAUUAUUAUUAUUAUUAUUAUUAUUAUGGUGCUUGGAAGUACAAAGUUGCCUUGGUGAUACUAUCUUGUGUCGAUUUCAAUUGCAGUAGUCAUUGUAUCAACACCCUGUUCAUUGUUUCCUUGUAGAAGUCAGCAGAGAGGAUGCAGGGGACAAAGAUAGGAUUAGUUGGCUCUGCCCAUCGUUGGCUCUAGCUCCACCUACUGUUGGCCUCCUGCAUUACACCCUAUUUCUUCUUCCUAUUCCUGUUUUUGUUGUUCUUCUAAAUUUAUUUAUAGCUCACUUUUCCCUCUGAUGGGAACAGCUAAAACAUGCGGGGGGUUAAACAAUAUCCACACACACAUGUAUGUAUGCACAAAUACACACCCACCCAUCCAUGCAUAAAAAUCUGUAACAACUAUACAGAUAAUUACAAUAAAAAUAGCGCAGCGCCAGACUGACUUCUCAAGUGGAGGGAGUUCCAGAGUCUGGGAGCAGCCACCGAGAAGGCCCUCUCCUACGUCCCCAUCAAGCACGGGGUCAAGAGGGAAGGGCCUUGCAGGCCUAAUGGACUCUAGCCACCACUGGGUUCUUCUCCUCUCUUCUCCCUGCCUUUAAAUAUUUAUUUUAAAAUAGAGUAUUUGCUUUAAAGGGGUGGGGUAGUAGAGAGACUGAGCAAGAGGGAAGGGUGGUGGAGCAUGCCUGGUGAACCCUGGGUUGAUGCAAGCUCUGUUUGCAGGUCAGCAAAGCGGAUAUCCUGGUGGUUGCUGCUGGCAAGGCAGAGAUGGUGAAAGGAGAUUGGAUCAAACCUGGCGCGGUCGUGAUUGACUGUGGAAUCAACCACAUACCAGGUAAUUUUUUUUGAAAAAGUGUUGCACUGUUCGAAAUAUGAGCAAGCCAGGGCUGAACUGAUAUUACGCUUGCUGGUACCUUUCCCGGGAAAAUCAGAGGCUCACUAUGUCAGGUUCCUAUUGGAAGACCGGACAAACGCUAGAACAUUAGCAGUGGC
Molecule: messenger RNA, 3568 nt
Organism: Podarcis lilfordi (Lilford's wall lizard)
Lineage: Eukaryota; Metazoa; Chordata; Lepidosauria; Squamata; Lacertidae
Source: the annotation of a GenBank genome assembly